AUGGAAAACAGAGCAAUACAUACUUCUCCAACAAGAUGGUUGCAUCACUAUUCAUCAACCACAGACAGUACAAACUCACCGUUGAGAAAGGCCGAUACAAGAUGGCUAAACAAAACUUAUUUCCCAAAACAAUCUACCAAACUUGGUUACUUUGAGGAGAAGCAUGUGAUGACACAAGGUAAGCUGUCAAUGUUCUCGCGAUUACUAUCGAAGUUUAGAAAUAUAAGUAAAAAAGAAAUCACAUCUCCAAACAAUCGGUCACUGUCUAUUUUGUCAGAGAAAAUUCACAAGAGCCAUUCCGUAAGUGCGUUUUUCCCAUCCACAACUUCUAAGGAGACGCCAUAUGAGAACAUAUUUUCACCACUUGUUGAUAAACCCAUGGAUACCAUCGAUACAAUUCAGGAAAAUGAUUGUACAAUGGCAUUUAUCAAACAUGAUUGUCGUACAGAAUCAAAUUUCUUCAGUAGCGACUUCUUCAGAGACAGUGUCAGACCAGUCAUUGAUUACGAUGAAAGUGAAAUUACAGAUUAA
Candida dubliniensis CD36 is the source of this 531-nucleotide messenger RNA. RefSeq lists its product as uncharacterized. Lineage: Eukaryota; Fungi; Ascomycota; Pichiomycetes; Serinales; Debaryomycetaceae. The coding region runs from base 1 to 531 and encodes 176 amino acids. The record is from RefSeq and is a predicted model, not a curated record. The transcript has a single exon.